AAAUGAUACAGAAAUAGAUUGUAUUUCUGUAUUUUGUGUUGUCUAAAAUUCUAUGACAAAGGAAGCAAUCUAUACGACUAAUACUGAAUAUCAAGUUCAGUUCUUUAUUACUUCAAACCUUGUGGUUCAUCAGUACAAGUGCAUCCUCCUUCCACACUGACUGGACAGAUUCCUAGAUAUACUGCUAUUGGUCGCCCACUACUGAAUACAGCAAGACGAACAAAUCCUACCUGAUAAUCAGCUCUGGUAAACAGGUGAUAACGGUCGCGUCCGUCUACCUCGACCUUUCGUUAUCUCCAAACCCACAACCUAGCGGAUACCGCAAGACAUUCAAGAUGGCGGCGUCCUCGAGCAAGAUGAAAUCCAAAUGGAUAUUGUUUGCAUGCUUAUUUACGCUCGUCAAAGGUCAGGGAUCGUCAUUCUACGACAAAGGUUCCGUAAGUUUAGACGCUACCGUCCACAAGAAGGCAAGGGUUGACCUACCACAGGGCAAACAUUUUGCUUUCUACGGCGGCCAAUACUCGAGCAUAUGGCUAACAACUGAUGGUUUUUUAUCUUUCGACGAGAGAGCAGAGUAUUCCAAUACCGACUUUAGCACCGGAGAUGUUAGGCCGUCCUCUGACUACCCGAUCAUCGCACCUUUCUUUCACAGCGGUGAAGCACUGGACUCGCACAGCGGGGCUGGGACAAUAUACUACAGGACGCUCGACCCAAGUCAGGAUAGCGCAGAACUCAAUAUGUUUGGUGUCAAUAUAUCCAAUGCUGUUGUAGGAAUCAAAAACUUCCAGCCAACUGGAGGAAUCAUUGUCACAUGGGAUAAUGUGGCGGAUGCUAUUGAAAUCAGCAAUGGAUGUAACCCGUGCAAGAGGAGCAGUUUUCAAGCUGCUAUUUUAACAGACGAGAGAGCCUUUACUUUCGCCAUCUUCAAUUAUGGACAAAUGGAUAUAGAUAUAAGGAGGUAUUAUCAGAGUGGAUUUAAUGCUGGAUAUGGCGGUGGUUGGACAACAGCCGUGCCACAAUCAGAGCUUAACCGCGCACAAUCACUGAAAGGAAGUGACGUGCAAGGACGGUACUACUUCCGGGUCUGUGCGGAUAGAAUAAUUAGAGGGGGAUGCCGGGACAGAAAUUUGCAAACUGACGGUGUUCCCCUGGAGAUGUGGCCUAGUUUCGGCGGGAUGUAUGGCGGGCAGACGAUAGAGAUGUCGGGAUCCUGCAUUAACCCGGAUGAGAGCAUCUCGUGCUCUUUUGGCAAUUCACAAGUGGUUUCUGACGGCAUCUACAUCAACUCUAUGAAGACGAAAUGUAGCGUGCCGAGACUUCUGGAGAGAGGACGUGUAACAGUCUCACUGAGACACGGCAACGGAAGAGUAUAUUCUGGGAUAAUAACGAUAGUAAGUCCCGGUAGGAUGAAGGACCCACUCCAUUCUAUUGAUACGCCCGGCUCAGGUUGGAAUACCACAGACACAGCCACACUGUCGAUGACCUGGGAUUCAAGUCUUCUUUCAGAACAGCGAAAUGCUAGGGUUACCAUCAAACUCAUUGGCUACAGAGAACGUGGUUCGAAGGCAGAAUGGGUCGAGUUGGCUGUCUUGGGCUCAGGCCCAAACGCCAUGAACAACGGAAGGUACACUUUUAACACACGUGACCACAGAUGUUCGGGUGACUUGUGUGAUGUGGAGACUGGUGUGGUGGAGGUACGGCUGGAUGAUCCUACAAGUGCCACAUCCCAUCUUUUCCUGGUGAGUCGUGAACUACCCCUUGGAUGGUUUGUCAACAACGACAUGAUUCAGAGAUAUGGUAAUCAUUGGCCCCACGACAAGUGUAUGUUAUGGUACAACAACGAUAGACAGGAUAUGGCCUGGCUUCAGUCACUCCCUUACUGCCCCUGUAACCUGGGCCAGGCCCUUGUAGAUAUCGGCAGAUUCCAAACCGACCCAGGAUGUGAUAUGUUCAGAGGAAGCAAAUGCACUUACCAUAUCGGAGCAAUUCAUUGUGUAAGAGCAGUGAAACCUACGCCGCUAGGAUCUGGGAACCAGUGUUGUUAUGGGCCUGAUGGUGCCCUGCGGUAUGCCGCUGAUACGUUCCAGGGUAGCACUCCGGACAGGAGUCAUGCUUGGGGUGCUUUCCCGUACGGCCGGACAGACCUCGUGCCCAGCAUGUCCCACUGGGUCAAGGACGUGGUGACCUUUUACUACUGUUGUCUGUGGACGAAUUACGCUGACUGUGAUUACUACAUGGACCAGCGGGCCACUAGAGACUGUACUGGCUACUCACCGCCAAGAGCAGCUGCCAUAUACGGACAGGGUCACGUGAGAACACUUGGAAAUCGUUACUAUCGUGUUUACGGUGCCGGUGACUUCAUUCUCUUGGAAACUAUGUCCAAUGAUGUAUCUAUUCAGGGAAGGUUUUCGAGACAAUAUCAAGACACGUCCUCCAAACAACAGACAUCAACGACUUUGAACUCCUCCGUAUUCCUGUCCAGCAUAGGCGUAUCAUCAGGCAAGGAGAUUGUAGAGAUCAAACUUGACCGGAACAGCCCUCGACGCAUGCUUAACGUCCUAGUCAACAACACUUUCCAGUUUUUUGACUCAGAACCCUUAUAUAUGCAGCAGUUUUCAGAGAUGACCAUUGUGAAUUCGCCUAAUACAGCUGGGAAUAUCAACUCGAAUUUCACCGUUAUUCUGAAGAACGGGAUGGGUGUUCAAGUGGUGGCCGCUAAUGGUAUGCUGAAUGUCUUGGUGAUGGUUCCCUACACAAUGAAGGGUCAGGUUCAUGGACUUCUGGGAAAGUGGAAUGACAACGGCACGGACGAUUUUACGUCCAGGAGUACUAACCAGAUCGUAACAUCAACAGACAACCCGACAUUCUACAACCAGUUCACGUAUUCCUGGAGUGUGAAUGAUUCUACAGACUCAAUCCUACCUCACUACGUUUCUCCGAAAACUCCGUCCGACCUUACGAACAACGUGCCGUUCCCUAUGACACCUUCGUUAAUGCACAGCGUGUGCUUUACACAAAAAGAUUGCCAAUUUGACUAUCAACAUCUCAACAAAAGGGCACAAGCCACACAAACGAGAAUGUCUGCUGAAUGGUUCGCAGAGGUACAAUCACUAGUAACACCCGUGCGAUCGUGCGGACUGUUGAACGUGCCCCGUAGUACAAAGAGUAACUUCAACUACAGCCUGGGCAGCAUGGUGACUGUGACUGGCUGUAGAACAGGUCAGCUACAGGGAGACUCAGCGUACACCUGUGAGGCAACGUCCAACAUUACUCAGACCUGGAGUCCAUCCGUCUCCGCUGUCUGUGCAAACAUUCCUUUGGAUGAGGCUGAUAUCGGAAUGAUUGUUGGUAUUGUCGUGGCUAUCGUAGUGGUUCUGGCGGUAGCAGUCUUCAUCGCUAUCAUUCUCAGGCGCCGAAGCCGUAAAGACAAGAGUCAAAGUGUACCGGACGAAGGAGGGAACUUCUCAGAAGACAGAAAUAACCCUGUCUCAUCUGGGGAAUAUGACGCACAUUAUUCAAAGGUAAAUCGAAGAGAGGAAGUUGACGUACCGAGGAAGAAAGACAGGAAGAGCAAGGAUUUGGACAUGUAACCACACCACAAACCAAACUACACUUGUGAAAUAAAAUUACGGAUUGAAUGGAAUGAAACGAAUUGAGAUGAUGUCGGCAGCGGAAAGGAGGAUACGGUUAUACGGUUGUGUGACCGGAAGAAGAACAUUCGUUUUUGAAUUCUGUCAUAUUGGAAAUCAGAAUUCGCUUAAUGAUAAGUAAACGCAUGUGGUUCUUUGCUCAUUUUUCUUAUCUUAAACAAGUGUACUGGAACGAAGACGGACAUGGUUUACUGCUCCAGACCGCAAUGAUUCUUCUUUGUCAAUGUACCAGAAUGCUUUCGAUCAAUUAUAUUAAUAGCAAUGUAUCAUUAGUUAUUUCGUCAACAUAUUUGAUUAUAGAAAAUUAUAAUAUCAAAGUUCAAGUAAAUUUAUCUUUUCGAUCCCAUGAUAUCAAUUCUUUGUUUAUUAAUUAUCAAUGUUCUGCGUUAAAAUCUUUCCGCAUUACUAAUGCCUAGUAAUAACGAACAUUUUGUUUUUAAUUAUAGGGAUUAGAACAUUCUCAUGUAGGUAAAGCAGUUGAUUUUAAUUGGUUCGAAGUCGAUUCAGUAAGUAAAAAGUAUUUAGAAUAACGCCAACUAAACUGAUACUUAUUUUUAUAUGGAGCGCAAUCUGCCUUAAACAACGUCAGAUUUUCUAGCAUUUUGAAUGUCUUCAAUGCUGUUCUAUUUAUCAUGUUCAUCAAUUUUCAAUCAUUAUCAUUUUGUUUGGUCUGACUUACUCGAUGAAAUUUCCUGUUAUACAUCACUGAUUAUAUACUGUUAACUGUAUAGUUUAGUAUAGUCAAUGUUUGUUGCAGUGUGCUCCAUUAUGUUGUUCGCGAGUGUGCGUUUCUCAUUUUUGAACAAAGACUAACAGACUGCAAGUGCCUCCAUCCUCUAGAUUAUCGCACAUAUACAAUGAUCAUCGAUACCACUCUGAACACUUGUAUACAUUGUAUACGAUAUGUGGAAUUCCAUAAAACAACUGUAUGCUUUACACCAUAAGUAAUUAUAUGCCUUCUAUUUAUGUAAAUGCAUGUACGGUCAUACUUUUUUAAGCUUGUAAAUGUUGUAGACCCACUAGAUUUUAUAUAACACAACAAAUUACUGAAUGCUAUAAGAUACGACUGUUUGUUAUCAUAUCUAGGCAGCAUAUUGUAUAUCGGAGUAUACGUAUAUUUCAAUAAUGUUAUUGUACCUGACCUGUAUUCAGCUCUGUGUGUGGAAAGAUAAUUACAAUGUACGCCAGGUUAGCUGUCUGUGUAUAAAAUUCGUAAAUACUUACAUAUAAAAAUUAAAAGCGAGUUUAAAAUGUUUUGAUAGAACGUCUUCUAAUAUUUUGAUAUCAACUUUUCGCGAUAGGCAUGCAAUAUUUUUUCAUUAGAAAAGCGUGUGUCCACUUAAAUUUUGUUACACGUUUUAUUCACUGAUGUUCCAUUUGCGUAUAAAUUGUAUUUCCAGCUUUGAAAGUUCGCUACUGUCGUAUCCAGUGUGUAACUGUGUGAAAACGAUGUGAAAUUACGUACGUGUUUGGUUAUGUGUCAACGUCACGUACGCGUUUGGUUAUGUGUCAACGUCAAGGACGUGUUUGGUUAUGUGUCAACGUCACGUGUGCGUUUGGUUGCGUGGCAGCGUCAUGUACGAGUUUGGUUAUGUGUCAACGUCAUGUACGUGUUUUGUUAUGUGUCAAUGUCAUGUACGUGUUUGGUUAUGUUUUAGAAGCGUAUUUUUACUGAAGUACUGUUAAAUAUAUAGACUAUUAAAGCGAAUUUUCUUACAUCAUUUUAUAUCUAUAUAUUUAUGUGUAUAUUUUGGUUUGUAUCGAGACGUUCGCUUCAUUACCUAUAAAGCAUACCAUGAGGUUUUACAUUUGUAAUUAAAAAGGACAAUUGCCAUUCAAUAUUGGAAAUAAAGUAAAGAUGACGUCG
This is a messenger RNA of Pecten maximus, 5517 nucleotides long. Its product is annotated as sushi domain-containing protein 2-like. The transcript is spliced from 19 exons. Bases 336 to 3590 code for a protein of 1084 amino acids. The record is from RefSeq and is a predicted model, not a curated record. Gene Ontology annotation, biological process: cell-matrix adhesion. Lineage: Eukaryota; Metazoa; Mollusca; Bivalvia; Pectinida; Pectinidae.